AUGGCAUUCAUUUAUCGUCUUCUACGAGUCACCCUGGCAGUGACUCUCAUGCUGGCUGGAUUCAUAACUCUGUUUUUAAUGUACUAUAAGUCAUUCCCAUCUCCAAAAUGUCAUCCUCACCCAGCUCAUAUAGGGCGGCGGACAAAGCAGGGGAAUUUUUCCAUUACAUCAGUUGUUACAAAAAAACCCAACCCUGCAGAGACACAACAGAAAGACAAGCCCAUACUGCUGCUGUGGUUCUGGCCUGAAAACAAAAAGUUUGAUUUUCAAGACUGCAAGAGGCUCUUCCAAAUUGACAGCUGCCACCUCACAGAUGAUAGAUCUCUGUACUCCACAGCUCAUGGAGUUUUGGUGUUUCACAGAGCUAUCCAGGAUGACCUCUCCAAUCUCCCCACCUCACCCAGACCCAGAUUUCAGAGGUGGAUCUGGUUUAACAUGGACUCACCUACCAACAUGCGCAAAAUUGAAGGCAUUCAAGGCCUUUUUAAUUUAACCUUGAGCUACAGGAAGGAUGCGGAUAUCCACGUUCGCUGGCGACUGACUCUCAAGAGGAACACGGAUGAAGAUUUUGUGCUACCCAAGAAGGAGAGAUUGCUUUGUUUGAUUGUGGAUGGCGACAACCUCCUAACAAAAUCAGCUGAGAGAUACAAGUACUACGAAGAGCUUAUAAAGCACAUCAAGGUGGAUGUCUUUCACAGAUCCUCAGCCGAGCUCUUGAAGGCUGAGAACUAUUUCCUGACUAUCAGCAGCUGCAAAUUCUACCUUUCCUUUGAGGAUCCAGUUCACAGAGAUUACAUCACUGAAACGUUCAAUGGACCUCUUGCAGCCGGGACUGUGCCGAUAGUUAUGGGCCCACCGAGAACAAACUAUGAGGAUUUUGCCCCAGGUACUUCCUUCAUACAUGUAAAUGACUUCCCGCAUGCCGCGGCACUGGCUGAGUUCCUCCUGUCACUGGAUAAGGAUAAUGAGACUUAUAUGAGAUACUUUAAUUGGCGACAGUUCUUUACUGCCACGCGUCAUCCUGUUGAGGGCAGUCAUGAGUUUGCACACGCUAUCUGCCAGGCCUGUCACCACAUGGGCAUGAACAGUGUGUACAGAGUUGUACCUGAUGUGUACAAGUGGUUCUUACAGGGAAGCUAUUAA
This is a messenger RNA of Plectropomus leopardus (leopard coralgrouper), 1143 nucleotides long. Its product is annotated as 4-galactosyl-N-acetylglucosaminide 3-alpha-L-fucosyltransferase 9-like. Gene Ontology annotation, molecular function: alpha-(1->3)-fucosyltransferase activity. NCBI's taxonomy places the organism in Eukaryota, Metazoa, Chordata, Actinopteri, Perciformes, Serranidae. Gene Ontology annotation, cellular component: membrane. The record is from RefSeq and is a predicted model, not a curated record.